Messenger RNA from Penicillium manginii, 1611 nucleotides. RefSeq lists its product as uncharacterized. The coding region runs from base 1 to 1611 and encodes 536 amino acids. The transcript is spliced from 3 exons. The record is from RefSeq and is a predicted model, not a curated record. Lineage: Eukaryota; Fungi; Ascomycota; Eurotiomycetes; Eurotiales; Aspergillaceae.
AUGCAAGGCGUCUCAUCUGCGAUGUACUUACGAUACACCCCCCCAGUGUUCUACAAUUCCAACAGGAAGAGGAAUGCCGUCAGUAUAAAUUGGGAUCAAUCACAGACCCCGUCUGCGCUGCUUUCUCUGGAUGACAGCCUGUUCGCGGAUCUGCUGUCCUCGUGGGAUGACGAGCUACCCGAAUUAGCAGGACUAGAUGAUCAAAUCUGGACUUUUCCUCCUGAACACCCACCAUCAAAUCCACAGCUAUCAGCUCCAAGUCCAAGCAGGUUACCAGUCCAUAUUGAUUCGGAAGAGACCGUCCCGUGCUCGGCAUCUGGGCAGCGCUUAUUGACAGAAAAUCUCCCAGAACCACCCAAUAAACGACCCCGAACGGAGGAAAUCCCGACACAUCUCUUAGGCCAGCAUUAUUCUAGAGCCCUUGCUGGCAGAUUUUCGUUCAAGCGACCUGACUGGACAUUCUACACAUAUUUUUAUCAUCGCUUUGCCAGAAGUCACCCCGUCGCACUGUCGGCCAUUUUGGCAUGGACGUCAGCCAACCUUUUCUUCGUUGGACAGGUGACUUCACUGAACGAUGCAAUUGCCCACUAUGACGAUAGUAUGGCUUUGAUAUCAGAGAAAUAUGACAUCUCUCCAAAAUGCGAAUGGGGCGAUAGGACAGGCAAUUUAUCCCACUUUUCUUCCAAAACUGACGAUGAUCGGGAUGCCCUCUUCGUUGCAUGCUUCUUUCUCGCCCUCUUGGACCUAGCUUUGGCUCGAUCGCAGCCACUUAUGAUUACUAUUCGGUUCAUCGCUUCUAUUUUACAGACUCCGGAAUUCAAGGACAGGAUGACUGGGGUACAAGCGAGAGUACUGUCCUGGUUCUGUAUUCUUGAUGGAAAAGCCUCGGCAUUUCAGCCAGGCGAUGGCUUUAUCCUGCAGGCUAUCGGCAGUGAAGAGAAAAUUGUCGAAUUAGUACGCGUCUCGUCGACAACUCUGCAAGAUGCGUACAGUAUAACCUAUCCUGAAGAGGAACGGCAAUCGGACGAAAGGCAGCAUCCCCUUCUCGAGCUUAUGCUUCGACUAUCCUUUCUACUGCAUAUGAUCACCAGUAUCAAGAGCAACACUCCCGAUAGAAAUAUCGUGAAAGAUAUUCGCGACAAGCUGGAUUUGUAUUGUCAAGCCAUCGACCAAGAUAUUGCCUCGAGUUCACAGGAGGGACGAAAUCAGUGCACGAAUCUCGUUCUUCGUGCCCUCUACCACAGCGUUGAGAUAUCAUACUCCAGAUGUCUUGUUUAUAGCGAUAAAAGACACGCGGCGGACCGACAUGCUCGCGAUAUCAUUCGAAUGACCCAACAACUCAAAACGCUGCGGCCAUUGGGCUCGAAGAUGACGCCCCCACCUACAAAAUUCUGGCCAUUGCCACUCGUUAUGGCUGCAAUCGAAGUCGAAGAUCCAAUCUAUCGCGAAUGGGCCGUGAGAAUGCUGGCAGACUACGAAACGGUCGGAGGUGAUCAUUAUUCAUGGUCAAGAAAAUUUGUGGAAGCCAUGUGCGAAAGAGAAGAUCACUUCGCUCAACGUCUGGACUGGUCCUCGAUUUUGGCCGACAUCAAAGACGGCCUGGUCAUUUAA